Manihot esculenta (cassava) is the source of this 1592-nucleotide messenger RNA. RefSeq names its product homeobox-leucine zipper protein ATHB-13. NCBI's taxonomy places the organism in Eukaryota, Viridiplantae, Streptophyta, Magnoliopsida, Malpighiales, Euphorbiaceae. Bases 375 to 1250 code for a protein of 291 amino acids. The transcript has 3 exons. The record is from RefSeq and is a predicted model, not a curated record. Gene Ontology annotation, biological process: positive regulation of DNA-templated transcription. Gene Ontology annotation, molecular function: DNA-binding transcription factor activity, RNA polymerase II-specific; sequence-specific DNA binding. Gene Ontology annotation, cellular component: nucleus.
CUCUCUCUCUCUCUCUCACCCCAUCCUCUUCUCUUCCUCUGAAAAUAUAAACUAUAAAAGAGAAAUAAUUCUUUCUAGGAACUGGUAAGGUAUAUAAGCUAUUGAUCAGAACAAUUUUUGCAUAUACUUCAGUUUGGAUUUUCUUUUUCUUAUUUUCUUUUAUUAUUUUGGCAAUUUUUUUUUCCUUUUUUGCUGCUGUGAUAUUAGGAUCAAGUCUUCCUUUUUCCUUCUUCCACACUGUUUAAGGCUUUAAGCUCUGCUCUCUCUGAGCAUCUGCACCUGCAACAUCUUUCUUUGUUUCUCUUCUGUCUUGCAACAUGACAGCCAGAUUAUCAUCAUCGCAGUGUUUAGGAUUGGUUUCACAAGCAUAGGUCAUGACUUGCAAUGGGAUGGCUUUCUUCCCAGCUAAUUUCAUGCUUCAGACUCCUCAUGAAGAAGAUCAUCAUCAUCAACCUCCCACUUCUCUCAAUCCAAUUCUACCCUCAUGCACCCCCCAAGAUUUCCAUGGCAUGGCAUCAUUUCUAGGGAAGAGGUCAAUGUCAUUUUCAGGGAUUGAUGCCUCGUGUCAUGAAGAAGCUAAUGGAGAGGAUGAGCUGUCGGAUGAUGGCUCACAGGCAGGAGAGAAGAAGAGAAGGCUUAAUAUGGAACAAGUCAAAACACUUGAGAAGAACUUUGAAUUGGGUAACAAGCUUGAACCUGAAAGAAAAAUGCAGCUGGCUAGGGCUCUUGGUCUCCAACCAAGACAGAUUGCUAUAUGGUUCCAAAAUAGGAGGGCUAGAUGGAAGACCAAACAGCUUGAGAAAGACUACGAUCUCCUCAAGCGGCAGUUUGAAGCCAUCAAAGCUGAUAACGAUGCACUUCAAGCCCAGAACCAGAAGCUUCAGGCAGAGAUAUCAGCACUGAAAAGCAGGGAACCAACUGAGUCUAUUAAUCUCAAUAAAGAAACUGAAGGUUCUUGCAGUAAUAGAAGUGAAAACAGCUCUGAUAUCAAGUUGGAUAUCUCAAGAACACCAGCUAUUGAUAGCCCUUUAUCUAAUCACCCAAUUAGCAGACCCUUUUUUCCAUCUUCGUCCAUAAGGCCCACAGGUGUGGCUCAGCUCUUCCACAACAACUCUUCAAGGUCUGAUCACAUCCAUUGCCAGAAGAACAUAGAUCAAAUGGUGAAGGAAGAAACCCUCAGCAACAUGUUCUGUGGGAUUGAUGAUCAAUCUGGGUUUUGGCCAUGGCUUGAGCAACAACAUUUCAAUUGAGACACAACACCUACAACAACACUGUAUCCAGUUUGGCGAAGUUUUUCGAAUCAUCAUCAAAAGGGCAACUACCUUAUUUUUACAAGUUCAUGUUUUGGUUCUUAGGUUGUUGUAUAAAUUAGGAUUUAUAUCAAGUUUGAGGUUGGUGGGGGGAGCUGAACAUCAUCGUUUACAAGCAAUAAAGGAGUUUGUGUCUUUGAGUUAUAUACCAUGUUUUUCCUAGAAAAUUAGGUUGGAUCAUGGAAUCCAAGUGAUGAAAUUAUAUUUUGCUAGCUAGUGACUAGUUGGAGCUAGAACUAGCAUGGGCCAUGAAAUAAAAAAAGGGAUUCUCUCUUACUUGCA